This is a messenger RNA of Ramularia collo-cygni, 375 nucleotides long. RefSeq lists its product as uncharacterized. The record is from RefSeq and is a predicted model, not a curated record. The transcript has a single exon. Bases 1 to 375 code for a protein of 124 amino acids. NCBI's taxonomy places the organism in Eukaryota, Fungi, Ascomycota, Dothideomycetes, Mycosphaerellales, Mycosphaerellaceae.
AUGGCCUUGGCCCUCAACGCCCGCGAUCUGGAUCGCAACUCCCCAGCAUGGCGAUAUCUUGCCCCUCACUUUCUCGCUGGUCCCAUUCCUCCUGCGAUUCAGAAGAAAAUCGGUGUAGACGAGUACCUGCAGCAUCUCUCAGAUAUGUGUACAGCUUAUCCCGAAUGGAAACUUCGAGUUGUGGACCAGGAUGUCCAACAAGGGGGUGUCAAAGAUUAUGCGAGUGUAUUUACGAACGUGGAAAACCAGGGAGUUCCACCUGGAGUCGUCUGGCAGAGCUGUGCAAUCUCCGAGUUCAAGAAUAUCGAUGGUCAAUGGUUGGUCGUUGGGUUUAGAGGAUUCUCUGGAGGCCAUGGACAAGGCACCAUGUUCUGA